This is a messenger RNA of Adineta steineri, 1095 nucleotides long. Lineage: Eukaryota; Metazoa; Rotifera; Eurotatoria; Adinetida; Adinetidae. The record is from the annotation of a GenBank genome assembly.
AUGUCCAAACAAAGUAUUGCCACCUUUCUUACAUUACCAGUAGAACUUGUCUACCGAAUACUGGAUCAUCUAGAUAAUUUUAUGAUUCUAUGUCCAAUGAGCAUUGUGUGUCAACGGUUCAACAGCAUCGUUAACAGUUAUGAUCGAUUUCAGACGCUUGCCACACUGAAUCUUCAACAUAGUCGAUUGAAAGCCGAUGCAGCAAAACGUUUGGCUGAUGCGUUACGACAUAACACAACACUCACCACACUGAAUCUGGAAGAUUGUGAACUCGGAGAUGUUGGAGCACAGUAUUUAGGUGAUGCAUUACGAUAUAACACAACGCUCACCACACUAGUUUUCAAAGGUAAUCAGAUCAGUGCUGUUGGAGCACAUCAUUUUGGUAUUGCAUUACAAUAUAACACGACACUCAUCAGGCUAAGUCUGGCAGAAAACGUAAUCGGUAAUAUUGGAGCACAUCAUUUUAGUUUUGCAUUACGAAAUAACACGACGCUCACGACUCUAGAUCUCAAGUUUAACGGAAUUGGAGAUGAUGGAGUACUGCAUAUUGGUUAUGCAUUACGACAUAAUACGACACUCACCUCACUAGAUCUGUCAGGUAAUAAAAUCGGACAUGAUGGAGCACAGUAUUUCGGUGAUGCAUUACGAUAUAAUACGGUAAUUCUCUUAUUCCCUUCAUCUUUGUCAACACCUUAUCCUUACUUUUUUAUCCAGACGCUCAGCGCACUAUAUCUCGGAGGUAAUCAAAUCGGUACUGUUGGAGCACAGUAUUUUGAAGAUGCAUUACGACAUAACAUGACACUCACCGCGCUAGAUCUCGGUCGUAACUUUAUCGAAUAUGUUGGAGCACAACAUUUGGGUGAUGGAUUACGAUAUAAUUCAACACUCGCCACACUAAAUCUCACACGUAAUCAUAUCGGAGAUGUUGGAGCACAAUAUUUGGCUGCUGGACUACGACAUAAUAUAACACUCAGCACACUAAAUCUUCGACAUAAUGAAAUCGGAGCUGUUGGAGCACAACAUUUGGCUGAUAUAUUACGAUACAACAGAGUAAUUACCAUUCUCUCUUCAUUUAUACCAUGUCUUUGUCUGUAA